Molecule: messenger RNA, 891 nt
Organism: Rubroshorea leprosula
Lineage: Eukaryota; Viridiplantae; Streptophyta; Magnoliopsida; Malvales; Dipterocarpaceae
Source: the annotation of a GenBank genome assembly
ACCACGGUCGUUGAGCUUGGCUUGGACGUUCAUGGUGGAAAUGAAAUGGGAAGCCUCUCGUGCCUCCUCUAGGUGUCUCUGGAUGUCGGAUUCGGAGGUGACAUGACGAUUCUCCUAGAAUUUCUUGCGGAUCUCGGCGACGGAGGCAUUCAACAUCAUCGUGUCGCCGACGAAUGAUUUCCGGGUGGCUCUUGAGAGAGCCCUGUAUGCGCUCAGUGCCUCUCCUCCGACCAUCUCUCUCUCACUCUCCUCCGCUUAGAAUACUCUCGUUUCCUUUUGGAGAAUCCAUGAAGACCCCUUCAAUUUCAAUCGGGUCCAAGCAUAUAAUCUUUGCAGUUAGAUUUUACAGAAUUCUUGUUGAGUUGGUGGAUGUUGGAUGGAAGGUAGAGGCUCUAAGCAUAAUUGUUCAUAAUCUUCAGAAAGGAUUCAAGCCAAGUUGAUCAACAUGACUAGAGUUUUUGAGAAAUAAACUUGAACUUCAAUUCUACAUUUCACAAUUCUUUUCCUACAAUAAACUUGUAAGAAUACAAUACAUCCUCAAAAUCAUUUUACGCUCAACACAUAGAUGCUGUAUAAAAGAACAUUUGCAGAGACAAAAGUAAAUUUUUCUGACUGCACAAGGUGUAUUAGUACAGUUACAGUAAUCACCAGUAAGUGGCAAUCCUUGAAGCCAACAAUCACAAACUGGAACCAAGAAACUCUUCCUUAUUCCAAAAAAUAAAGUUAUCUCAGUGCAUCUACCAUUCGAUAAUCAUGCUUCUUGCGGCGGCACCUGUGAUGGGCUUUCUGAUCAGAGAAUUUGUUCUCCCCAACAAUCUCCAUUUUAGAAUAUGUAUCUAGUGCAAGGAAAAGGAAUCAGCUUAUGAAGAACAAUCAAUUAUAAGGAUAAGA